UAGGCUCAUUUGCCUAUCAUUUGUUCGCUCUAUAUUAAGACAGAAUAUUCGAGCUUGUUUAAAUUUUAAAUGGCACUUGAAUGGUUUCCUCAGUCAACGGAGAAGUUCAACAAAAGCUGCGCCGAAAACGUGAAACGUGAUUCCGCAUUUGAUUACAUUUCCGCACUGUUCUCUGUCAUAGUUUUGUGCCAAGCUUUCGUGUGCAGGUGAAUGAUAUAUAUAUACCACGUCGAUUUUUCGACAACAGUUAAUGAUGCAGUUGAAUACAAAUAGUACUGUAGAACCAAAUUCUACUGUUGAAAAUGAGACCCCGAACAGUAUAAGCCUGAAUUCGUUCAUGGGAAUAUUUAUUAUGUGUUUUUACAUCGUUGUGUACUCAACUUCGACUGUGGGAAACUUGGUCGUUCUUUGCAUUUGCGCCAAAAAUGGACGAAAAAACGCCGCUUUUCAGCCUACACGCACGGGAUUUUUCAACCUGUACAUCGCAAAUCUUGCCAUUGCGGACCUCUUGUUCACGCAGUUGACUAUUUUUGAUGCCGUUUACGCGAUUCUCGGCGAGUGGACGAUGGGUGCCAUGUUGUGCAAGGUUCAGGGAUUUCUCGUGGAGUUAUGUUACUCCGCAAGUAUUUUAACUCUGAUAGCAAUUAGCCGAGAAAGACUUAAGUCGAUGUCCGAUUUACAAAUGAAAUCGCGUCUUCAAAGGAUCAAGGAGAGGAAAUCGCGCUCUGCAAUUGUAUGGAUUGUUGCUAUAGUGCUCUGUUCGCCUCUUCUGUACGCGUACAACUUGAAUAGAGAAACUUCAGGCACCGUCCGCUGUUACAAUGACGCUUGGUCGCACAUUGGAAGACGAAUUUACUACAGCAUAACCGCUGUAAUCCUAUUCAUUGUUCCACUGGUCAUCAUGAUUUGGACACAACUUAAGAUCAAACGCGUUUUCAAGUCUCAGGUCGCGCCAACCCAGCAAAUUGCGAUCUCGAUGCGGGCGCGUCAAAAGAAAGCCAGUCGAAUGCUUUUUGUCGUCACCAUCGUCUUCUUUGCGUUUUGGUCCCCGUUUAUUUUCAUACGAACUCUUCGUUAUUUUAGUUGGUAUGAGGGGUUUAUUAUCUGGAAACUCAGCCAGCUAUCAACGAUUGCUUCCGCGGGAGCAAACCCGUUUAUUUACAGCUUUUACAGCACGCACUUCAGGGUAUACAUCAAGAGAUUUGUUACGUGCAAAUGUGGCCUGAUGGCGGCGGGUGAGAAUGGGGACAUUUCAACUGUGAAUACUGUGUAUUGAGAGCUGUAUUUAUGGUUUUAAGAUUUUUCUACAAUUUCCUAUUGCUAUUUAAAAGGAGGCUUAAAAUCUCAUUAACAGCUGACAGGUGUCUUACAAAUGGCGGUGAUUUUUUUUUCCUGUGCCAUCUUGCUUGUAUCUAGGUAUCUACGGGCUCUUUCUGCGAUUUUGCCAUAAAUUUCCAUAAUUAUGAUAUAUGGUAAGAUAAGAGGCUUGUAAAACUUACUAUAACGAACUGAUAGGCAGAUUAGACGCCCUCGGUGAUCUUUGCGUUAACCUGACGCAGCGGUUUAUUCAAGCACUAUAAGCAAGCCGAGUUUUAAUUCAUUAUUUUUUUUUGUAGUCAUUUAUCUUGGUAUCAUACCGGUAGCUUAUUAAACCUCUGCUUGAGAAGCCUAUUUAUCACAGCUCUACCUGGGAGGUCACUGUGUUUGUUUAGGACGCAGUGUGUUCGAUAGUGAAAAUACAGUAUGCAAAUUUAUACUUCUGUUUAAAUUCUUGUUCGUGUAGUACAGAUUUCUAAUCAGAUGGUACUUUUUUUUAUCUAGUAUGUGCUUUUUCGUGUUAUCUACAAGUUUUUUUUUCCGAACUUUACGUCGUUAAGUAAUUUCAGGAAAAUGCGGUUGUGUGUUUGUAUACAUGCUUUCGGCAUAACUGAAAAUAAAAAAAGCCAUUUCCAAUGUUAUGACACUGUGAAACGGGGCACAAGACAACAAUUGGUAGAUUCCAUGAAAUAAAAUCAAGCUAUUUAAAUAUCUCACUUUGAUUUCGUCCUUUUUGUCAUGCAUUUAGUACUUAUUUACCCCUUAUUUUGCGGCAAUAUUUUACAUACAACACCGCGCUUCCUGCUACCGGCUCAGCGGAAAGGUGAUCAGAUACAAAGAAGAGUAAGAUCACUAUAAUAAGGGCGUAAAUUUAAAUUAGAACUAAACCAAAACUACCAGCUGAUUUCGGCGGCAUGUAACUUAAAGUAAAACAAAUUACAAAAUGUACCCCGUUCGAUGAUAUCAUUUUAAGCGCGUUUUUCUCUCUAAACUGAUCGCGAAACUCCACUACGGGUUUUCGAUAAGGUGAUCUUCCAGUAGAUCAGUUAAGUAUUCAUUAAAACUCUUUUCCAUUGAUAGUUAGGUGUUGUUAUUAUUAAACUAUCCACUUGCCAAAUGGUCUUAGCAUGGUGUUUUGCCGCUCACUCCUGGGGGGCUGCGAGCUCGCCUGCAGACGAUUUUAACCCUUUGAAUACCAACUACGCAUAUAUGCGUAAUUAAUGG
This is a messenger RNA of Orbicella faveolata, 2541 nucleotides long. RefSeq names its product galanin receptor 2a-like. The record is from RefSeq and is a predicted model, not a curated record. Gene Ontology annotation, cellular component: plasma membrane. NCBI's taxonomy places the organism in Eukaryota, Metazoa, Cnidaria, Anthozoa, Scleractinia, Merulinidae. Gene Ontology annotation, biological process: G protein-coupled receptor signaling pathway. Gene Ontology annotation, molecular function: G protein-coupled receptor activity.